Pyrus x bretschneideri (Chinese white pear) is the source of this 2004-nucleotide messenger RNA. RefSeq names its product pectinesterase-like. Gene Ontology annotation, biological process: cell wall modification. The record is from RefSeq and is a predicted model, not a curated record. Gene Ontology annotation, molecular function: pectinesterase activity; pectinesterase inhibitor activity. The transcript has 3 exons. NCBI's taxonomy places the organism in Eukaryota, Viridiplantae, Streptophyta, Magnoliopsida, Rosales, Rosaceae. Bases 96 to 1853 code for a protein of 585 amino acids.
CCAGUCCCAACUCAAUCAGUCCCCUCUCUUGUCCUCCAUGUUCUAAAUUUUGUGCCCAUUUUCUCUCUUCCCAGUUCCGACAGGCUUUUUCGAAAAUGGCCAACAUCAAAGAGUUUUUAGCCAGAAUGUCCGAAUCAGGCAAAAAAUUAUCCACAAACAAGAAAAACAAGAAGCUCUUCAUAACCCUUUUCGCAACCGUCCUACUCGUGGGCGCCGUCAUCGGCAUUGUCACCGGAGUAAAGUCCUCCAAAAACAACUCCGACGACGAAACCAUCGAGGCCUCCCACGCCAUAGUCAAAUUCUCAUGCAGCUCCACCCUCUACCCUGAUCUGUGCUUUUCAACUCUUGCCCUUCACCCGGAAGCCUCCAAAAAGGUUUCGAGCCAGAAGGAUGUGAUAGAAUUGUCACUGAACAUCACGACCACGGCGGUGCAGCACAUCUUCUUCACCGUCGAGAAGCUGCUGAAGUCCAGGAAGAAUAAGCUCGCUAAGCGUGAGAAGGGCGCUCUCCACGACUGUUUGGAGACCAUUGACGAAACCCUCGACGAGCUCCACGAGGCUGUCGAGGAUCUCCAUGAUUACCCUAAUAAGAAGACUUUGGUUCAGCAUGCCGAUGACCUUAAAACUUUGAUAAGCUCCGCCAUUACCAACCAAGAAACUUGCCUUGAUGGGUUCUCGCAUGAUGGAGCUAAUAAGAAAGUUAGGAAAGUUUUGUUGGCUGGUGAGGAACACAUAGAAAAAUUGUGCAGUAAUGUACUGGCCAUGAUCAAGAACAUGACCGAUACCGACAUUGCAAACGAGAUGAAAAUGAAUGUGAACCGAAAACUCAAGGAGGAUAUGGUGGACGAGCACGGCUGGCCGGAUUGGCUGUCGGUGGCGGACAGGCGACUGCUGCAGUCGUCUUCUGUUACGCCGAAUGUGGUGGUGGCAGCAGACGGCACUGGGAACUACAAGACGGUGUCGGAAGCGGUGGCUGCUGCCCCAGAGAAGAGUAGUAGCAGAUACGUGAUUAAAAUAAAGGCGGGGGUUUAUAGAGAAAAUGUCGACGUGCCAAAGAAAAAGACCAACAUUAUGUUUUUGGGAGAAGGGAGGGUAAACACCAUCAUCACUGCUAGUAGAAAUGUCGUCGAUGGCAGCACAACUUUCAACUCAGCCACAGUUGCUGUGGUUGGUGAGAAGUUUCUAGCCCAAGACAUAACAUUCCAAAACACAGCAGGUCCAUCAAAACACCAAGCUGUUGCCCUAAGAGUAGGGUCCGAUCUCUCAGCAUUCUACCACUGCGACAUUCUUGCGUACCAAGACUCACUUUACGUGCACUCGAAUCGCCAGUUUUUUGAAGGUUGCUUGGUAGCCGGAACAGUUGACUUCAUCUUCGGCAAUGCUGCUGUCGUGUUACAAAAUUGUGACAUCCAUGCAAGAAAACCUAAUUCCGGCCAGAAGAACAUGGUCACUGCACAAGGCAGAACUGACCCAAAUCAAAACACCGGCAUCAUCAUCCAAAAAUCGAGAAUCGGCGCCACUUCCGACUUGCAAGCCACAAAGAGCAGCUUCAAAACGUUUUUGGGAAGGCCAUGGAAGGAGUAUUCAAGGACUGUGAUCAUGCAGUCAAGUAUAACUGAUAUCAUUGACCCUGUUGGGUGGCAUGAGUGGUCUGGCACUUUUGCCCUCGACACUUUGUUUUAUGGGGAGUAUGCUAACACUGGGGCAGGCGCUGGGAUUGCAAAUAGGGUGACGUGGAAGGGGUUUAAGGUAAUUACAAGUCCCGCUGAGGCUGAGGCGUUUACGCCAGGGAACUUUAUUGCUGGUGGUAGUUGGAUUAGAUCUUCUGGUUUUCCAUUUAUUCUUGGGCUGUAAAAUGUAAAUUUUACACUUGUUUUGUUGUCGUACUAUUGUAUUCUUGUGAGGUUAACUUGUGUUGGGUGAUGUUUGACCUAAAUUGUAAUAAUAUCCCUUAACCUACUAUCUGUUGUAAUCAAUAAGAGUAUCUAUUAUUUUUGUCAAGAAA